CUGCCCCCGGCCCGGCUGCCGGCGGCGGCGCUGUGCUCGGCGCGGCUCGCUCGGCUCCGCAGUCGGCGCGCCCGCCCGGCAGUGCGCUCGGCUCGCGGGAAGGGAAGAUGGCGGAUCGCGCGGAGAUGUUCUCGCUCUCCACCUUCCACUCGCUCUCCCCGCCGGGCUGCAGGCCCCCACAGGACAUCAGCCUGGAGGAGUUUGAUGACGAGGACCUGUCAGAGAUCACAGACGACUGUGGUAUUGGCCUGAACUAUGACUCAGACCAUUAUGAGAAGGACUGCCUGGUGCUGGAGCGCUGCGAGCAGCCGCACCCCGUCUGCACCUUCCAGGAUGACUUCCAGGAGUUUGAGAUGAUUGAUGACAAUGAAGAGGAGGAGGAGGAGGAGGAGGGGAACGAGCUGGAUGCACCCCCAUCACCCUCAGCCUCCCCCAUCCCCUCCCCAGCCACUGAGGACACCCAGAAGACACGGCCCACCACACUAAACCUAACUGUGCCUGGCACCCAGGAUUCCCUGAACAACAACGGCAGCUACCCACCUCCGGCCCCUGCCCCAGCCCAGCGGGCCACCUGGCAGGAGACCCUCCUCCACUCCUCUUCCUCCUCUUCCCCCCCUCGCGUUGGGCACUUGUCUCCUGCCCACCUGUGUGUGCAGGAUGGACCUUGCCUGGAAAGCCAGCAGGGCCUGGGGCCAAGCGUGGGGGGCACAGGGCAGGGUCCGUCUCCACUCAAAUCCUCCCUCUACGACCUGGAAGGCAACAGACACGAGUCCCUGGCAUGUGUUAACCAGGCGCCCGAGAGCGCCGGGGAGGAUUAUAACAUGAACAUCAUCACCGUGCCGCACUCCCCUGCCCAGCUCUGCCCACCGCCUCCUGAGCCAUCUCUCUCUCCAACAGGGCCUGCUGCCCUGCCUCGCCUGGACCCCGGCACGGAUCCCCGGAGCCCUGGUGCCAGCCCCCCACUGCCUGGCGCCCUGGAGACCUGCUGCAUGCAGUCAAAGCCAGACGCAGCCAGCAGGAGGGAGAAGCAGCAUCCCGGGGGAGAAGGGAGCCCCAUGGAGGGUGCAGUGCAGGAGGCAGGGCUGGGCGGCCCUCAGGAUUCCCCCAUUGCCCUCAUUGACCAGUCCAGCACCCCACUGUCUGAGGAGGAGCUGGCCAAAGGCUACGGAGACCCUGGGGUCGGCGUCUUCACAGACCGGAGUGAUGGGGAGGGCCCACAGCCCCUGGGGGCCUCUACAUGCCGCAAGGGGCUGACAGAGCAGCUGAGCUCAGAAGGGGAGGGUCCUCUUGGUUGCCGGGCCGGGCUGCCCUCGGGCUCCUCGGAGACCACAUCACCGUCAUCAGACCCCGGCAUCGAGGCUGACAUGACCAGCCGGAACGCCAAGCCCUUCCUGCCCUGCAGCCGGCACAGCGAGGACCUUAGCUCGCCUGGCUCCGACUCGGACGUGGAGGGGGAGCUAGAGGCAGCAUUCGGCUCUGGGGGCCGCCUGGUCGGCAACAUGAUCUCCUCCAUCUCGGAGACAGAGCUGGACCUGAGCAGUGACAGCAGCAGUGGCCGCUCAUCCCACCUCACCAACUCCAUUGAGGAGGCCAGCUCCCCCGCCUCAGAGGCUGACCUGGAGGCUGAGCUGGAUGCCCCGGGCAUCCUGGGCAUCAAGGACGCACUGCUGUUGGACACCGGCAAGGAGGAACCAGAGUCAGCACUGCCAGGGGAGCCACUGGGCAGUGAGCGGAGCAUGGUGCGGAGGCAGAGCCUGGCUGACCUGAAGAUGGAAGACUACUAUGACAGCCUGAGCCCCGAGGACUCCUCGGUGCCUGCCGAGCAGACGGAUUUGUCCAUGCCCAGCCCCCUGGACCUGGCCAUUGACCCUGACCACAGCCUGGAGAGCAUCCGCCGCUCCUUCUACCUGCCUGUGGGACCCAAGCUCCUGCCUGCGGUGGAUGACGAGGAGGAGGAGGAGGAGGAGGACAACAGUGAGUAUGACUCGGACUCAGAGUCAGAGCCUGACCUCAGUGAGGACUCUGACUCUCCCUGGCUGCUCAGCAACCUGGUCAACAAGAUGAUCUCAGAGGGCUCCUACCCCAUCAAGUGCCCAGACGAGUGCUUCCAGCAGUCCCACUCCCUCUGCGACACUAUCUCCCCAGCCUCUGACCUGGAGCCUGAGAUCCUGGGAGAGGUGCUGGAUGGGGAGCCUGGUCCACAGGAGCCACCAGAGCCACCUGCGAUACAUCAUGCCCAGCAGGGCAUUGAACUAAUGGAUAUGGAGACCCUGCGCAGCACCCUGCAGAGCGCUGAGGACGCCAAGCCCGCGAGCGCUGGCCCUGGCAGGGCCCCGGUCCCACCCCUGCCUGGAGCCGGCCCCUACCUGUUCAUGAGCAACCCAACACGUGACACCAUCACCCCGGUGUUCCCCGGGCGCCGCCGGGGCAGCACCAACCUGCGGGCCAGCCCAGGCUGCUGCACUGCCUCUACCAAGAGUCCCCCAGGUGCCCCUGAGGGCCAGGAGCCCAGCACAGAGCCAGUGGCCAGGCCCGAAGACUGGGCUGUCGACAAAGAUCUGGACUCGGGCAUCCUGGAAGACAACGACAUGAUUGACGACAUCCGGUUAGAGGCCCUGGGCCAGGGCCCCGGUGCUCUGGACGUGUCUACGGCCAAGACCAACCGGUGCUUCACCAUGGCUUACUCUACCGAUGAAGAUGAUGCCCCUUACUUCGGCAGCCUGAAGGGCUCCCCCUUCUGUGAAAGCCCGGAUGGCCUGGAGGGGGCCCUGGGGCUGCCGCCACCCACCCGGCCCCUGGACGCAUCGCUGGUAUACGACUCCAUCAAGUACACGCUGGUGGUGGAUGAGGACACACAGCUGGAGCUCGUGAGCCUGCAGCGCUGCACUUCGGCACUGAGCGACGAUAGCGAGGAGCUGUUGCGGGCCGGUGGCCCUGGGGACGGGGAUGAAGACGAGGAUGCGGACACGCUGGGUGAUGGGCUGGCAGCCUGUGACAGGCCCAGCUCCUCUGAGGACUCCUCACCUGAGGCCGACCUCCAGUUCUCCAAGAAAUUCCUCAAUGUCUUCGUCAACAGCACGUCCCGCUCCUCCAGCACUGAGUCUUUUGGGCUAUUCUCAUGCAUGGUGAAUGGGGAGGAGCGGGAGCAGACGCACCGUGCUGUCUUCAGGUUUAUCCCACGCCAUGAGGAUGAGCUGGAGCUGGAUGUGGACGACCCAAUCCUGGUGGAGCUGGAGGAGGAUGACUACUGGUACCGUGGCUACAACAUGCGGACAGGUGAACGGGGCAUCUUCCCAGCCUUCUACGCCCACGAGGUGGUGAGCCAGGCCAAGGACCUCAUAGGCCUGAAGAGGAACCCGUGCUGGGUGGAGCGGUUCAACGUGCAGUUCCUGGGCUCCGUGGAGGUGCCAUACCAUCAGGGCAAUGGCAUCCUGUGCGCUGCCAUGCAGAAGAUUGCCACCACCAGGAAGCUGACGGUGCACCUGCGCCCGCCGGCCAGCUGUGACCUGGAGAUCACACUGCAGGGCAUCAAGCUGAUUUUGACAGUCAACGAGUACAGCAGGGAAGAGGAGUUUGAGCGCUGCAGCCACUUCUUCCAGAUGAAGAACAUCUCCUUCUGUGGCUGCCAUCCCCGGAACAGCUGCUACUUCGGGUUCAUCACCAAGCACCCCGUGCUGAGCCGCUUUGCCUGCCACGUCUUCGUCUCCCAGGAGUCCAUGCGGCACGUCGCUGAGUGUGUCGGCCGAGCAUUCCAGGAAUACUACCAGGAGCACCUGGAGUAUGCCUGCCCCACAGAGGACAUCUACCUGGAGUAAAGGAGCGAGUCACUGGGUCUUGCUUCCGCGCCCCCGCCCAGCCCUGCCAGCGCCCAGAGACUCUGCAGGACCCUGCUGCCUGCUGGCUCGGCCUUGCUGCCCCAGCCCCAGCCCCAGCCCCAGCCCUGGCCCCAGCUCAGUGGGGUCGCUGCACACCCUUGCUGCCUUGCUGGGGGCCGGGGCUGGGGUGCAGGUGUCCUACCAGCAGCAGCCCAGGCAAGGUGGGAGGUAUUGGUGUGGGGCAUCCGGACACCUGGCCCUUGCCUGGAUGGAGGUUGGGGGGCAGCUGGGAGCUGCUGCCAGGAGGCUGCUGUUCUGCAUGACCAAAGCGAAUACAUUGAGGACUCCGGGGCCAUAUGGUGCCUGGGGAGCAGGGGCUGCUGGGUGAGUGUGGGGACCAGGGAAGUGGGGAGGGGCUGCCGGGGUGGGGGAGCUGUGGGCAGGGACCAUCAUGCGGUGGGUACCUGGCUGGGAGGGGCAGGAGGAGAGCAGAGGAGGGGGCCCGGUGGGGAGGAGCAUCGCUGAAGGUCCCUGGGCCCUGAAGCCUGCCUCUGGGCAGGCACCUCCCAGCUCUGCAGCCAUGGGAGCUCCACACAGUGCCAGGGAUGGGGCAGGGGUGGGCAUGGGAGUUGCGAGCCUCUCAUGUGGGGCCACCAGCCCCCUGCCAUGGCCCCAUAUGGAGCUGCUGCCCAAAAUACCCACAACAGCAUUGGUGCCACAGGCCUGUGGCUGGUGCUUCCAUCUCAAGGAGUGUGGGACACAUCUCUAGUCCUUCCUUCCCCUGCAUGGGCACGGGAGGUUGGGGCAGGGAGGAGCUCCAGGCCCCAGUGUCCCGUGGCCCCUGCUGGUGCCCCCAUCCCCGUGGCUCCAGGUCAUGUCCACAUGCUUGUCCAUGGCAGCUUGAGUGUGGAUUGGGUUUUGCCUCCCCCUUGGCCCCCUCAUACCCCCGGCCUUGUCCAAGUGCUCUGAACUGUGUGAGUGUGAGUGUGAGUGUGAGUGGAGGGGGUGGAUGGCUUUCCCAGCCUUUCUCCCAGAUCAUCCCAGUCUGGCUUGGCAGCACCUGGAUGACCAACCCGCAGCCUGUGGGAUGUCAGGGGGUCCCUGCAGCUCAGCACCUGCUCCCGGCACCUUUUGGGGUCUGUGCCGUGUCAUGCCUCUCCUGAGAGGAGCUGGCCAUGUGACCUGGCCGGUGCUCCCUUUCUGGGGGCUGCCUGCAUGCCAGGCAGCUGGAGAUGGGUGCUAGGACCAGGCUGAGGUCAAGAGGGGGAGUAAUUCCUGGCAUGAAUGUGUUUGCCCCCAGGAGCAAGGCCUCUAUCCAGCCCCCCCAGGGCAGCUGAUCAGGGCAGCCCCACACUCACCUGGCCCCCUGCCCAUUGCCACCCAUCUGCACCCAGCCCCAGGGCCCUCUGCGAGUGGACAGAGGCAUCCUUGGCAGCUGGGCAGGGUCCGUGGGCUGGUCCCUGCUGCUGCCUUCGGGUUGCUCAGGGUGCGCGGCUGUGCCCCCCCACAUGUACCCCCACUGCUGUGCCUGGUGAUUUCUUUUGCUUGCCGGCCCCGCGUUACCUCCGGUCCGUGCUAGUUUAGUGACUAUAACUCCACGCCGCUCGCUGUACCAAUAUUUAUCUGUAACUGUACACGACAGGAGAACUACCGCGCAACCGUAUCUUGUACAAAGCCCCAGCCCCAGGCCCUCACUGCCUUGUCAUCCAGUCCGUCUUUCAAUAAAAUAUAUGCUUGGUGUGA
Messenger RNA from Alligator mississippiensis (American alligator), 5558 nucleotides. RefSeq names its product mitogen-activated protein kinase 8 interacting protein 2 (gene MAPK8IP2). The record is from RefSeq and is a predicted model, not a curated record. Bases 108 to 3815 code for a protein of 1235 amino acids. Gene Ontology annotation, cellular component: cytoplasm. The transcript is spliced from 12 exons. Gene Ontology annotation, biological process: regulation of JNK cascade. NCBI's taxonomy places the organism in Eukaryota, Metazoa, Chordata, Crocodylia, Alligatoridae. Gene Ontology annotation, molecular function: protein binding.